Cladocopium goreaui is the source of this 7124-nucleotide messenger RNA. NCBI's taxonomy places the organism in Eukaryota, Dinophyceae, Suessiales, Symbiodiniaceae. The record is from the annotation of a GenBank genome assembly.
ACCGCACAAGCCUGAAUGGUUGUUGAGUUAUGAUGGUGAAAAGCGUUCAAUUUGGCAGAUUCUGCCAGAUUCUUCAUAUCGUUCUUGUUCUUGCAGACUGUCACUCCGGGACUGGAGCUGUUCUGGAUGGGGUCAGUUCAAAUGUUUCAUGUGAAAGUGAAAAUGAUGGAGUGCUGCUUCAGAAGGCAAGAGUGAAAGAUGUGAAAGAUGCAAUUCAGACAGAGGUGUCAGAGCAACCGGCAGACACAGCGGACACGGCGCUGGUCAUGCCACAGCUCGACCAGCUGGACCAGCUUGACGCGCCCAGUGCGAAGUCAUUGGGUCCGAGGACGGGAGAGUCCUCGUCGGGCUCGGCCGAAAUCGGAAAGUCACACAAAAUGGAAGGAUUGGAAAGCGAUUCCAGCAAUUCCAAGAGUGACAGUUUCCUCCAAAUUUCCCAGUUCCAUGGACAUGGACGUGCUGGACACGGUGGAAUGCAUCAUGCAGGCCACUCAGUCCACACUGCUCAUUUCAUGAAGGCGCACAAAGUGCACCACGACCAGGAACCUCCACCAACGCACCGCAAGCACAUGGAGCACCGUCAGCACCACGGGCACGGAAGUGACCUUGAAAGCCUCACGGGCACAGGUCGCACAGGUCACAGUGCAUUCAGUGCAAGUCCUCAAAUCCUUCAGUCGCUUGAGGCUUUGGAGUCGGGGUCUCCUUCCCUCACCUUGCAGAAUGCGGCCAAGCCGGACAAGCCGGGCAAGCCGGGCAAGCUGAGCAACCUUCAAAAUGUUUUCUUCAACGAUCAUCAGCAUAUGGGCCUUCCACAGUGGUUUGAGAAGAAAAAAGCCACUGCCCGGAGUUUGAUGUUUGAAAAAUGUCCAACUCAACGGAACCGCCCAACAUUAUCUGCUGUGGCUAUAUCCAAUACCACUGAAGGAUCCUCUGUCAAAGUAUCUUGCAACAGCGGCCAACUAGUGGGCUAUUGGAGUGGAUCGGAUUUUAUCAGCCGCUGCUGCGAGGAAGAUUACUGUGUUGGUUGCGCAAUCUGGGACACUGUGAAUGGUACUUGUGAGCAGUGCAUGUCUGGCUAUGCGAGAAAGGAAAUUGGCAACAGGACGGAAUGUAUCAUUUGUGAUGAUGACAGGGCUUGGCAGGAUGAAAAUGGGAAGACAUGCUAUGACUUCGAAAACGAAGGCCUUUGCAAAAAUGGCAUUCCUCCUGGAGACAACAAGCCAUUCCAAUCUCUCAGGCCCAGCGAAGCCUGCUGUGCUUGUGGUGGUGGGGAGAUUUCGCCAACACCUGUCAAGAUGCCCUUGAACACCCUUGCGAUCCACACCAACCAGGAUGUGAACUCAACCCCAGCUGCCUACAUGGGCUGGUUCUACAAGACUAAUCAGGAUUGCAACCUCACUGGCCUGGGCCUGGCGUUCAAUGGCACCACAGGGAACAUCUUCGGCAGGACACCGGUCUACGAUGAAGACGACCCGCUUUUGUCGACCGAGUGCGAGGUUCGGAUCUUCCAGGAUGUUCUUCGGGGCGUUGCCACCACAGCACCUUUGGAGAUUGAAGUGUCCGGGAUGACGUACGGAUUGAAGAAAUUGAUUUUUUCAAUGGUGGAUGGAGAUCCAGAACCCAUCGGCCAAAAAUCGUUCGAUCUCCAAGUGGAUGGGAGCCUGGCCUUUGAAAGCUUCUCCGUGGCAUGCAUACCUUUAGUGCCAUGGAUCAGUCUUAAUCAAACGACUGGUAAGCUGACGUAUGUCGGAGAUGUUGGCAAAACUGGAGGUUUGAAUGCUUUAAACCAGGAGGUUCAGGAUGUGGCCGAUGAGAAAGUGUAUGGCGACAGUGGCAAAUGCUCUUUGACCGGCAAAUUGGUCCAACCGGCACAGUCUCAAUCCGGUCCUUUUGGAAUCAUAUCUCAGAGUAUCAACACCAGACCGGAGGCACCUCAGCAGGUCGUGGCAGACUUCAUUGUUCAAAGAGUUUGGGCUUGGAGUGGCAUGAAAUAUGAUCAGGAAGAAAUCGUCAUCAAGAAAAAUGAAGACAUUUCUCCUAUCGCCUUGAACAGACGUCCUCCAGAUGGUUUCUCAGUUUUUACAAAGAUCAAUGAUGAUGAUGAGGAGGAGGUGUGGUACAAAAAAGACACCGAGCAGUAUGUGAAGAUCCCUCCGGCAAAGCGCCCAGAAAUUUUGGAUGUGAGAUGCGAGGGCGCCGAUGGCUUCAAAUGGUCUCGAAUCACCGGAGUUGUGUCGUUGCAAGGUCAAACGGCCUUCUUUGUGAGCCCGCAAACCGGACAGAUUUUUGGAACUCCUGAAAUGGAAAUUCCUCAAAGACUUGGUUUGCCUUACCUCAAUGUGACCUGCCACAUUGCUGCCACUGCCGAUGAGUAUGAUACCGUUUUGACCACUUCGUUUUCGAUGAGGAUUGAAGAUGACACAUGUUUCUUCUCCAAGAGGUGGUCAAGGCCGUUGUUGGCCAAAAAACGAGAGGAUGCGAACACCACAGAAGACUGCCAGGUGGCUUGCCGAAAGAAAGAUGACUGUGCCGCCUAUACCAUAGAGAAUGAUACUUGCUGGUUGGAAACCAGCAAUUCCUCGUUUGACGACGAUCUUGAAAUUCUUCGUGAACCAGGCCCCAAAUUCAUCAAUGUCAGAGCAGUGUGUGACCAACAAACCGCAUGUGUGGACUUGGUGGACUCCAAUGAUGUGAGAUUCUUGGAGGGUGAAUAUUGUCCCAAAGGUCGCAAAUACCCACGCACAACCUGCUCGCAGUCCGUUGGAUCCAGCGGGAGCUUGCCGUGUGGUGGGGCGAAUCAAACAGACUCCGAGCUUGCAUUUGUCAUGUACACCUUAGAUCCAAUUUUCUCUCGGUUCGAAGGAGACUUUCUCAGUGAACAAGCACCGCACUGGUUGCGAGUGCGCUUCACUGGAAGUGAAUGGCAAUAUGCUGCAGUGACAGGUUGGAAAAGCUUUACCCCAGAGACCAGCGAUGUAUUGGUGGCAAAAAUGCAAAACAAUGUCCUCACCCUCUUUGAGGCAGAGAACAGCUGGUAUGAAGGAAUUCACAAAGGCUAUGCAGCAGCAGAUGAAACGUUCAACAUCACCAUGACAAGCACGUGUGACAUCACAGUGACGGGUGCUCUCAUCACAGUAUGGAAUUGCAACCAAAGGCCAUCAAUCGUCUAUGCUCGGGAAGGUGUGACUUUGGAAGACGAGUUUUUCAUGUCCAAAGAAGCUUGUCCUUUGACCGGCCGCUACGGAGAAUGGACAGUUCGUCGUUACAACAAGACCGACUUCAUCAACGUUGAGACCGGUGACGUGGAGCUGCGGGGCGAGGUCCUUGCAUGCUUUGCCGAAGACUUCAUUCGCGGGGCCUUCCUUAGUGGACGAGACAGUACAACGGUUUGGGUAAAGGAAACCCUCACGGAAGAAGAGAAAUACGCGGAGGACAAGGAGAAGAACGAGAACAACUCGUUGUACAUGUUUGCAUCGCUGGUGGCUCAGGAAUGUCCAGUGCCUUUCUCGCAAGAAACCGAGGAUCAGGACGCCAAACAGCAAGAGGACAACGAAGAGCAACCACCAGAUCCGAAGUACUUGGUUGGAAAACUGGAGGAUCCUGGUUUCUACAGUUUGGAAGCCUGUGAAUGCUUUGGUCGGGACCAUCGUGAUGUGGAGCCAGUGACAGAGGAUGCAGCUGGCCUCGUGCCAGAUGCGCCAACUUCCAGCUACAACCAUUUUGGUCCGCCUCCAGUGUUGCUCUUUGAAGGUCCAUAUGUGUGCGAUGCUGAUGCUCACAUCACCGAGGGCAACAAGCAGGACCUUGAUGAGGAUGGUUGUAGAUCGGCAUGUUUGGCUACCCAAGAAUGCAAGUUCUUUCUUCACACUUCCCAGCUCAAGCAAUGCGAGCUUUUGAAGAAGUGCGAAAGAAUCGGUGCCACAGGUCUUGAUAUUAUGCACAAACUUUAUGGAGUCCUGCGAUCAUCUGACUUUGUGCCAACACCUGGUGAGUACUGCGUCAUUGCCGACCCUGAGGCUUGUUGGACACAGAAGUACCGGAGAGAGCUAGUGGAAUCCCGUUUGGCCGUUGAUGAAGGUGAUCCCAAUGUUUGCGCCUUCGCGUCGAUCUUGGGCCAAUGUGAUGCUCUUCACAUGCUCCAGACCGAGCGUCAGGGCGAUUGCUCCAGGUGCACCUACUUCAGCAUGGAAUCCGAGGCUGCGCGAGGAAGGCGCAAGCUCCCAAUGCCUGAAACAUUCCCAGCAGCAACACAGAUCUCAGUCUCUUGCAGAUCAACAGCCAGGCUAUUGAGCGUCACGACUCGAGAGAUUGUCCCAAGUGGUGUGUUGAGUUGCGUGGACGGAGCAUGGAGAAAUCCGGGGGGCGACGUUGGCUUGUCCAAGUGGAAAUGUGUGGAUUGCGUGCAAAUCUCGCAGGAAGGUUACACAGCCAGGCUGGAGCGAUCAAUGCCGGAGGUUUAUUUCAUUGAGAGACGGAAAAUUCAAUACCACUACGGGUACUUCAGCUCUGGAUGCUUCGUAGCUUCAGAAGGCACGGCAUCACCUUUGCGCAACGAAGAGUCCGAGACCUGCCUGUACAUCGAAGCUGGGACGCUGGUGAAUAGCAAGGCAUGCACAGACCAGUGGUACUUGGACCAGGGGGGUCGCAUGGUCUCAGCAGGGCCAAACAUGCUUUGCUUCGAGGUGGCUCAAAAUCUACACGGUUUCACGGACAACCGGUGGUACCUGGACCUUGUGAGUUGCAGCCAACAGGAUAAUGAUCCUGUCAGCAAACAGAUUUUCCACAUCAACAACCUGGGCCAUUUGCGCAACGCCAAGUUAGAUGCGGAGAACUUGAAUGUGUGCCUGAAGAUCCCAGACAAUACUACUGAACCAUAUCCGGUCUUUGUAGACUGUGGCGACUCAUUCUUCUUCAGGGCAGAGAUUGCCUGGUACUUUGAUGGAGGUGACUGUCAAUUCAACCAGUAUGUCAGGAACAUGUAUUCUCCUCUUCAGUGGAAUUUUGUUCUCACUGGAGAUGUUUACCUUGGAAGUGAGACGGAUUCCAGAUUGGAAACAAGUUUGGAGGAAGCCAAGCAAUCUUUGAGUCCUUUGGCUUCUGGCAGUUGCUUGGUCUCUUUCUCAUCUGCUCUGCAGUCAAUCAAUAACAACCAGCCUGCUCCAGCUGAGAACAUCCAGCGCCAGUUCAACUUGAACAGCCUGGAAACUGGCAGUCAGCUGCAGGAGUGGUACAAUGCUGCUUUCCACGUGGGCACCAGCACCUCCACGGCAUUCAAAUGCGCAGUGGGUGGCGAAGGAGGAAUCAAGCGCUUGCUCAACAUUUUGAAGCGGAGAAAUGAGAAGAUUGACGAGAAGCAAAAGCUGAUCGAUGGAUGCACAGUUGUGAAUAAGGAAUCCUCUGAUACAGCCAAUGCAGGUUUGACUCGGACAGAAUACAAAGAAGAUGAUUUUACUUUGGGAAACUUCAGAAACGUCAUUACAAGCUUGUAUUCUGAACACGAAUCGAGAGAUCGACGGUGGGCACUCACAACUUCAGAUAUUUCAGCACGCGACCAACAGGACGGAGUCAGCCUUGCCGACUGUGGUUGCACUGAUUUCAUUUUGGGGCGGCUAGCGUGCAUCGUUUUGGGAGGUUCGACCAAUUGCGAGGUUCCCAAAUCCCAACAGAGCGACUACGAUGAAGUGUUUACCUUGGAGUGCCAAGCUGGCUGGGCUGUGUCCUUUCUUCAAGGCCUCGACUACGACAAUGGAAAGGGAGAUAGACUCUUUCAAGGUGGUUGCACAAAAAUUGAAGGCCUGAAGUCGGGCCAAAAGGAAGGCACACGUGAGUGGUCCGAAUAUCAGAACGAAUUCGACCAGUCGGAGUUUACCUGGGGUGCAACUGCAAAAGGACAAUUCCUGGUGGGAAUCAGUUCCUACCACAACAACAAGAAGGAGGACCGCAGGUGGCGCUUCCAAACGGUGAGCUUUUGCAGAGACCGCCAGGAUGACAUUGAUCAGCUGACGAGAGAAAUUGAGUCAUUGGAACAGCAGAUUGAGGACCUCUCUGCACAGUCAACCUCAUGUGCCACUGAGAUGCCCUUUGCAGUGGAGGAUGUGCGAAAUCUUCGUGUGGAUUUUGAUGACGCCAACGCAGAUGUUACGACCAAAGCCAGUACGAAUUGCAGGAUCUUGCAUCGCGGGGAACCAGCAGCAGCAGACAAUCAAGAACCCUACAUGCUCACUGCGCAACAGAUGGCGGGCUUGGUUCGGAAUUCGCGAUAUCACAUUGUCUCCUCCAGCGAGUACAGCAAGGAUCCCUUCAACCUCCUCACGGACACGCCACAGACCGCUGCAGACAUCGGUUGGUUUUCCGAAAUCGAUGCGGGCGCAGCGCUGUGGGGCAUUGGAUGCUCACCCGGAGCUGUGGUGGCCGUCCACGACCGGGUGUCAUCAGCUCAUUGCGUUCAAGUAAAUGCAAGGGAGGGAGAGGAUGUGGUUGUGAACGACAAGUUGCCUGCUUCUGCAAGUUGCGAAGUAGGUCAGGCCGUGGGCGGCUGGUACAACCUUCGUGGCGAAAGCCAGGUUUAUCGAACAAGUGUCAAUUCUGGCGGUCCAUCAGAAGAUGAGGCGUCUCGGUUCAAGCUCACUUGUCGCUACGUCCCUGGCCUUUCAAGGCUUUGUGAGACGAAAGAUGGUAGGUGCGAACAAGAUGAAGUGGUUUCCGGAUUGGAAUAUGAAAACGCAUCGUAUAUCAGAUACCGGUGCUGCAAGAUGCCCCGCACGAUUGGCCAGAUCUUUGCUGAUGACAGAUUGGAGGACGUGAAGGUCUGGGAAGGUUACUACUGUCCAGAGUCCUUGGAUUUGACUGGGCGCCCACGCUACACUUUGGACAGGUAUUUCGGCCCAGAUCAACUGUUCGCCCAGCCGGCCAGCGACGACGAAACCACGAAUACCACGAAUACGACGAAUUCAACGUUGCUGCAGAUGUCGUUGCUUGAGAGUCAGGGCGCCUUGCAAACAGAUCCCAACACGACCACGAAUACCACGAAUACCACCACCACCACCACCACCACCACCACGACCACGACUACCACGACUACCACUCCAAGUACCCCUCAGGCAGUGACAUAGACACAUCAUCUC